AUGCAUCGCUUCACUUCCUCUCUCAGAGUUUAUGGCCCAGCGGCAUCUCAGAGCGUGGUAUUCGGAGACGUGUGCCCCCUACUCACGUCCCUCUUAGACGGGUACAAUGUCUGUAUCAUGGCAUAUGGGCAGACGGGAAGCGGGAAGAGCUAUACCAUGCUGGGGCCACAUCCUGCAGAUGGAUCUGCUCUGCCUCUGGACGCUCGUGGUGACAUAGGAAUCAUCCCCAGAGCUGCUGCAGAACUCUUCAGGCUUAUUUCAGAAGAUGCAUCAAGAAGCACUAAGGUUGAAGUUUCUAUAGUGGAGGUUUAUAACAAUGACAUCUUUGACCUUCUGGCCAAAGACAAUUCCACGGUGGCAUCUGUGGUCAAGCGCGAGUUGAAGACAACAAAGGAAGGAAGGAGGGCGGUCUCUCUGCUGACGUGCGAGGCUGUCUGCAGUGCCGCGGAGUUCAUGAAGCUCGUUCAUGGGGGUCUGCAGCUCAGGGUGAAGCACCCCACCUUAGUGCACGAGGACUCUUCCAGGUCCCACCUGAUCAUAACGGUGACUCUAACCACAGCACCUUCCUCUGACAGCACCGAGCAGGCGUGCAGGCAGACCCUCCCGCAGGAGCCCUCCUGCCCCUGGCCUUUGCCCACAGGGGCGGGAAAGAGGCGCAGCAACUCUCCCCGAGCUUCGCCUCCGAGGCCCGCAGACCCCGCAGGACGCGCAGAGCAGGUGCAGGUCCAGCUGCAGCUUGUGGACCUGGCGGGCAGCGAGUGCACUGGACUGUCCGGGGUGACCGGAUUGGCCCUGAGGGAGACGUCCUUCAUCAACCGCAGCCUCGCGGCCCUCGCAGACGUCCUGGGGGCCUUGUCGGAGCGCCGCAGCCAUGUCCCAUACCGCAACAGCAAGCUCACGCGCCUGCUGCAGGAUUCCCUCGGAGGCGACGCAAAGUUGCUGGUGAUUCUUUGCGUGUCCCCCAGCCAGAAGCACGUGGCAGAGACGCUGCAGGGCCUGGGGUUUGGGACCCGAGCUCGGCAGGCUGAGCGAGGCCAGGCCCGAAAGAGGUCUUCCAGCUCCCAGAGGAAGGAGAGGGGCACGCAGGCACGUCACAAACCCGCCUGCCCUGCUGCGGGCGAGAGCAGCGCCCAGGUGUGGCAGCGGCCGGCGCAGAGCUGCCUGGGCCCUGGGGCCAUCCCGUGGGAUCCACCGCAGGGGUAUGAACCUCAGUCCCUGCCGAGCCUGUGGGUGGAGUGCGUGGCCUUGCCCUGA
Molecule: messenger RNA, 1254 nt
Organism: Cynocephalus volans (Philippine flying lemur)
Lineage: Eukaryota; Metazoa; Chordata; Mammalia; Dermoptera; Cynocephalidae
Gene: KIF25
Product: kinesin family member 25
Exons: 8
Coding region: 1-1254 (417 amino acids)
Biological process (GO): microtubule-based movement
Cellular component (GO): microtubule cytoskeleton
Molecular function (GO): ATP binding; microtubule binding; microtubule motor activity
Source: RefSeq, a predicted model, not a curated record